AAUCUGCAGUUAAAUUUUUCGAAACCUUCGUACCUGAAUUUUCGGUAAAUAUAUUGAAUGGCCAGCUUGGUCUUUCUUAUCGUUGACUAGCUGUUUGAGCAAACUGAUGAUUUCAGUUCACACUUAGAACUUAAAAGUAGCCGGCUACAUCUAGUUUUAAGCUACACCAGAAAAUAUUUCAGCUGAGAGGGAUAAGCAAAGCAGUUUGGCAGGUGGUUUUGGCUCUAAACUUGUGAUGGAGGCAAUAGCUACACAAGCAGCAGGUUCAAUUGUUGGACCAGCAGCAGAGGGAGGCAAAGGCAUAUUCAACUGUUUGAAGCGCAAAUAUGAUUAUGUGAAAAACAUGAAGAAGAACUUUCAUGAACUUGAAAGGGAAGAAAAAUAUCUAUAUGAUGAAGAGGAAGAUGUAAAAACUAGAUUGGAUAGGAAUAAAAUAAAGAUGGAGAAGACGCGCAGAUGUGAAACAUGGUUGAAUGAGGUGGAAAAGCUUAGAGGUGAGAUCGAAAUACUGAAGACUGAAUACCAUAAUACUCACAAAUUCUUCUGGGGAAUUUGCCCAUUUCCAGGUUUGUUAAAGCUUGGUAAGCGAAUAAUUAAGAAGACUGCAGAGGUGGUUUCCCUGAAGAAUCAAAUUAAACAUAUAAGCAUAAUGGUUGGGAAGGCACCAGCUCCAGUCAUAAGAAAGCAUGCCAAGAAAAUUAAAGAGGUUCCGUCACUUAUAAAGCAUGUAGAACAGCUGCUAGAGUGUUUGAGAAAGAAAGAAUUGAAGAGAAUUUGCAUAUGGGGACCACCAGGAGUUGGGAAAACUACAAUAAUGGAAAAUCUCCAUGAUGCAAUGGAUGAGGUUCGACAGUUUGACAUAAUCUUUUGGGUAACUGUGGAUGACAAAAGCAUAAGAGAUAUACAGGAAGUGCUGUUGAAGCGGUUGGAUGUAAAAGCAGAAGAACAAAGUAAUGACCAAAGAGCAAACUUGAUAUCAGAAGAGCUGAAGAAUAUGAGCUAUAUCUUGUUCCUUGAUGAAGUUUCUGCUGACAUUAAUUUGAAAGAAAUUGGUAUUCAUGAUGAGCAUAGACAUGGAAAGGUGGUCUUUGCUUGUAGGUCUAGAAACAUCUGUGGACAAACUGAUGAGGACAUCAAUGUCCAGAGAUUGUCUGAUGAGGAUGCUCAAAAGCUGUUUUGGGAGACAGUGGGUGCCAGUUUGAAGGGUAAUCGAGACAUCAAUCCAGUUGCAAGAUUGAUUAUCAACGAGUGUGGUGGCAUGCCACUCAUUAUUAAGUUGAUAGGAAAAAGUAUGGCAAAUGUUAGCAAUCCAGCAAUUUGGCGAGAUACGUUGAUUCAGUUAAGGUCACCGAGUGAUGAACCAAAGCAAGAACUCGAAGAAUUUUACAAGUUCUUUAAAUUUGUUUUUGACAAGCUACCCUUGGAGAAACGACCUUGCUUACUAUAUUGGGCAAUUUUUCCUGCUGGCUGUGAACUUCACCAAGACUAUAUUAUUGAGUGCUGGAGAGCAGAACAGUUUUUCAUGCACAUAAAAAAGCUUGGGGAGGUGCGUGACAGAGGGCAUGCCAUUUUGGAUGAAUUUGUUCGGAAAUCUCUCCUGGAAAAGGGAAGGAAGUUGUCACAUUAUAAGAUGUUUGAGCAUUUUCAACGAGUUGCGUUGAGAAUGGCUAAUCUCAAUGAGAAUAAUUACAGAAUUUUGGUUAAAGAUGGAGAAAAGAUUAGAGAAGAAGAAUGGGAACAUGCAUACAGGAUCUCUUUAAUUCGUUUAUGUUUAUCUACACUUCCAAAAAGGCCUAGAUGUUGCAGAAUCUUAACUUUGUUACUUCAAGAAAGUCAGUUGAUAGAAUUUCCCAUGUCUUUCUUCGGAUAUAUGUGCAGCCUUCAACUUCUAGAUUUGCAUGAUACAAGAAUCAAAUUGCUUCCAUCAUCUAUCUCCAGCUUGAUAAAUCUCAAAGCACUUUUCCUGAAUAAUUGUACUCAACUAAAGCUGCUGCCUGCUGAAGUAGGAGAUCUCCAUAGUCUUGAAAUAUUUGAUAUAUGUUAUACUGGUAUUCAUGCUUUGCCAAACGAAAUUGGAAACUUGACUAAUCUCAGGUGUCUAAGAGUUUCCUUUACAGAACUUGGUGGAAAUUCUAACCAUGUAACAGUUGGACCGAGGGAGAUGAUUUCCUCUAACAUGAUUGCGAAUCUUUUCUCUUUGGAGGAAUUGAGCAUUUAUGUGGAACCCAAUAAUAGAAGAUGGAAUCAAAUUGUGGAAAACAUUGCUAGGGAAGUUGCUGCACUUGAAGACUUGACUGCUCUAUCGUUUUAUUUUCCUGAGGUGAAUUGCUUCCAGAAGUUUGUCGAUACAAGCAAAUCAUGGAAUGGAAACAGCACACUUUGGCGAGGCAACAGCUUCCGAUCAUUCAGUAUCCUUGUUGGCUAUCAUCAGGGAAGCAGUCAAUCAACAGAAAUUGAUAUCUCUGGAUGCUCAGCUGAAAAGCAUUUUAGAUUUUCAGGUGGCGAAGGAUUCCCCGAUGCAGUAUUAAAGAUGUUAGAACAUGCUUGUGCUUUUGAGCUGAUUGGUCAUCACACUGCUGCCAGCUUAUCAGACUUUGAUGCUGAUAGAUUUGGAGGGCUUGAAGCUUGUAUAAUUGAAGAUUGUAGCGAAAUGACAAGCAUCAUUGAUGGUAGUGUUACAAGAGGUGUUGCAUUUCAGUGUUUGAAGAAGCUAUACAUAAGCAAUCUCCCAAAAUUGGCUGAUAUUUGGACAGGUUCAAUAGAACCAGAGAGCCUCGGCAUGCUGACAACUCUAACGCUGACAAGAUGUCAUAGUGUGAAUACACUUUUCUCAAUAGAAAUGGUCGUUAGACUUAACCAGCUACAGUUUCUGCAAGUUGAGAACUGUAAUGGGAUUGAAGAGAUUGUUAACGCUGGAAGUUUCGUCGAACCAACAGCCUUACCUAAAUUGAAGAAACUGCAACUCAUUGAUCUGCCCAAUUUAUCAUACAUUUUCCACAAUGCAUCUUUGGCUUGGCCUUCUCUGGAGUCAAUAUUGAUCAAGACUUGUGAGAACCUAAAAAGCUUCCCAUUUACCAUUGAAAAUGCAAUCAAAUUGAGAGUGAUCCGGUGCACUCAAGUUUGGUGGAACCAGUUGGUUUGGCCGAACGACAUUGUUAGAUAUCAUUUUCAAAGCUUUCAUCAAAUAAUUUGAGGAAUUUUAACCGCACACGACUGCAAAAUUUAUAUAUUCUGUAUGUGAUUUUAAUGUAAAGACUGGCUUUAUAGUGUACCGUAAAUUAUAUUUUGCGGCAAA
This is a messenger RNA of Mangifera indica (mango), 3295 nucleotides long. RefSeq names its product probable disease resistance protein At1g15890. Lineage: Eukaryota; Viridiplantae; Streptophyta; Magnoliopsida; Sapindales; Anacardiaceae. The record is from RefSeq and is a predicted model, not a curated record. The coding region runs from base 236 to 3193 and encodes 985 amino acids. Gene Ontology annotation, molecular function: ADP binding. The transcript has 2 exons.